Zingiber officinale is the source of this 1464-nucleotide messenger RNA. Its product is annotated as zinc finger MYM-type protein 1-like. The record is from RefSeq and is a predicted model, not a curated record. The transcript has 5 exons. Bases 1 to 1464 code for a protein of 487 amino acids. Gene Ontology annotation, molecular function: protein dimerization activity. NCBI's taxonomy places the organism in Eukaryota, Viridiplantae, Streptophyta, Magnoliopsida, Zingiberales, Zingiberaceae.
AUGUUGGAUGUUACACGAUUUCUUUUGAAGCAGGGACUGUCUUUCCGUGGACAUGAUGAGUCAAGUAAUUCUUUAAAUAGAGGAAACUUUCUUGAAUUGCUUCAAUGGUACAAUCAACGAAAUGAGGAAGUUUCAAAGGUUGUUAUUUCCAUAAUCAAAGAUAUUAGAAACAAUGUUUUCUCCUUAAUGGUUGAUGAAUCUCGAGACAUUUCAGUGAAGGAGCAAAUGAGAGUUCUUUUGAGAUAUGUGAACAAAAGAGGACAGGUGAUUGAACGAUUCCUUGCAAUUGUACAUGUAUCUGACACUAGCUCUCGUUCUUUGAAGGAUGUUAUCGAUGCUUUAUUUGUGAAACAUGGAUUAUCAUUAUCUAGACUGAGAGGUCAAGGAUAUGAUGGAGCUUCAAAUAUGCGGGGUGAAUUCAAUGGGUUGAAAUCUCUCAUUUUGCAAGAAAAUCCAUAUGCAAGUGGUGGAGACAUUAGUACGAGCAGUAGCAAAAAUCAAGAAAUUAAUUUAGUAAGGCCAGGAGACACUCGUUGGGGAUCACACUACUUGACAUUGGGUCGUCUAUUAUCUAUGUGGCCUUCAGUGAUACAAGUGUUGGAGAAUAUUUGUGAUGAUUCUAGUUCUUUUGAUAGUAGAGGAGUUGCCAAAAGUUUGAUUCAGAAAAUGGAGAAUUAUGAGUUUGUUUUCAUGUUGCACUUGAUGAAGAUGAUAUUGGGAAUGACACAUGAGUUGUCACUUGUGUUACAACAAAAGGAUCAAAAUAUUAUCCAAGCCAUAAGUUUGAUUGAAAGUGUGAAAGUGUCGGAGAUGAAAGACAAUUGUUUGAUUGGUGGUCGUAGUAGAUGUCGAAAGCAAGUCAUCACCAAUUUGCAUUAUUAUCGUAUGGAGAUUUUCUAUCAGGUUGUUGAUUUAGUUAUACAAGAUAUGAAUACUCGUUUUUCAGAAGUUAGCACAGAAUUGCUUCGUUGUAUAGCAUGUCUUCAUCCAAGGAAUUCUUUUUCUGAAUUCAAUGUUCAGAAACUCGUUCGGCUUUGUGAUUUAUAUCCUGAGGACUUCUCAACAAAUGAUUAUAUAGUUAUUGAACAACAACUUCAGAAUUUCAUUCAUAAUAUACGACAGGAUCUAAAUUUUUCUGGAAUUGAAGAUUUGGGAAGUUUUGCUCAGAAAAUUGUUGAAACUCUAAAAAAUCAAGCUUAUCCAUUGGUUUAUCAUCUGAUUGAGAUGACAUUAGUUUUACCAGUUGCGACCGCUUCUGUUGAAAGAGUAUUUUCUGCAAUGAAGAUGAUAAAGACUGAUUUACGUAACAGAAUGAGAGACGAGUGGAUGAAUGACAGUCUAGUCGUAUACAUCGAGAAAGAUAUCUUUUCAACAAUUGAAAAUGAUCAAAUAUUGCAGCGUUUUCAAAAGAUGAAAAGCCGCAAGAUGCAGUUGCCUCCUCUUUCUUAUCCAACGACCACCUAA